AUGACGGACGACUACACACACCACGUUCCGCGACCAAAGGGCCGUUCGGCGUCGAUAUGCGCCGCCACUUCCACUAGCAUGGAAGCGAUAUCGCAAAGCGGCGGCGGCACCCCGGACGCGGGCACGCCGACCUCUCGACGUCGCCGGCCGGCCGCCCGCUCCCAGAGCGCACGGCUCACCAACACCAGGUCCGUAAGAAGGAAGCACGUGGUCGCCGCCGCCGCCGCCUCCAAUCACGUUGAUAAAAGUCAUUGCAAUAGUGAGCCCAAACUGGCCGAUUCGCAUGCAAUUCACACCCCAGACGUGUCACCCAACAUCAGACGCAAAGGGUCUAUGAGACGGGGAACCUCCGUCUACCAGAGGAAGUCAGCGGCUUUUCUGGACGUGCCAGAUAAUCGCAGUGGAAGGAAUUCCAACACCGAGGGUGAAGAGGACGAGGAUUCUUAUCGCUUAAGAUCGUUCAGCUUCACAUCUAAAGGUAUGUGUGGUGUUGCAACCGAUUAUUUACGAUAA
Brassicogethes aeneus is the source of this 513-nucleotide messenger RNA. Lineage: Eukaryota; Metazoa; Arthropoda; Insecta; Coleoptera; Nitidulidae. The record is from the annotation of a GenBank genome assembly.